AUGGAUUUAAUACUUAAACGACCGUUAGCUGUUAUUGAUCAACUUCGAAGACAACAUUCAUUAUUAAGUAUUGAAAAGGUCAAAGAAAUACUUGAUGAGAUUGUUUUAUUUUUAAAUACGACUAAUAAUCGAGCAAAUGGUUUAUAUGAAUUAACUACAAUUUGCAAUGAAUUAUCAUCGAUUCAUAUGCUUAUCCCAUUUGAUAAUGUAGAAAUUAUGAAUCAUGAAUUUUUUAUUAUUCUUGGACGUACAUUUGAAAUGUUAUUAUUCAAAGCAAGAUUAAUUUCUAUGACAAAAGAUGAUGAACAAUAUUUUUAUGAUUUAAGUUAUUUUAUAGUCAAUUUAUGUUUACAUAAAAAUAUAGUAACAUCAAAUUUUUUUAUUGCUAAUAAUGAAAAAUUAAAUCCUACUAAUGAAGAAAAAUAUAAUCCUAUAUCAUAUCAAAAAAUAUUUUUAACAAAAUCAUUUUUUCAAAAGUUUAUUAAACUAAUUACAGAUGAUUUAAUUAUUAUUGAUUAUCAACCAUUUCAUGUUAAAUAUAAAGUUAUUCAUCGUUUACUUCAUCUUUGUAUUGAAUUAAAUGAAAUUGAUCAUAGUUUAUUGAUUCAACCAAUUAUUCAAUGUUUAAAAUCAAAUUUUUAUUUUAAUACUUUUAAAACCAUAGAUCUUCGUCAAACAAAUUUUAAUCCUAAACAAUUAUUUUUUAUUUAUGAAUGUGCAGAAUUUAUUAUUCAACGUUGUUUAAAACAACAUGAUCAACUAUCCGAUUCAUUAUGUUCACCUAUGUUAGACUAUAGUCGAGAUAUUCUUAAACAACAUUUACCUAUUUCAUUAGAAGGAGAGAAUUUAAAAAACGAUGUGCGCAUAAGAGGAGCAAAAUUACAAGCAAUUAGUUUACAUAUUAAAUUAUUAAAUCAUAUUGCUUUAACACCAACAACAAGAAAACAUUUCAUUUUAGGAAACAAUAAAAAAAUCAUUGAUCAAAUGGUAAUAAUAUUAUCACGACCAUCUUUAAUUGAAAGUGUUACACUUAAUCAUCAAUUAUUUCAUGCUGAUGUUGGUCUUGUAUCAUAUGCAAUAACAUUAUUAUAUAAUUUAAUAUUUGAAAAGAAAAUUUUUUUUCGAUUAAAAGAAAAUACAAAUGUUUUAGCUGCUUGUUUACAAUUACAACAAGCAAAAGAUCAAACAAUAAAAUUUGGAUCAUAUACAUUAUCUGCUAUUUUAAAUCAAAAAGAUAUUGAUGAAAUAAAUAAUCCAUCAAAAUCUGCUCAAUCUUAUUUAUUUUACAUUGAAAAUAUGAUUGAUGAACCAUCACGUAUAUAUCAUGGAGUAAAAUUAAAUGGUGUAUUGACUAAUCUUGAAACAAUUGUUCAAAAUGAUCAAGUUAAAGAAGAGAUUGCUAAUGAUGAUCAAGGUAUACCAUUAAUUGCAAGAUGUGCAUAUGAUAAAGAUUCCGAUGAUGAUAUUCGACAACCAGCUCUAAGAAUUAUUUUAUCAGUUUCAUUUGUUGGAGAUGUUGCUAUUGAAAAAAUAAAAAAUAUUGAUCCAUUUAUUGAUUUUCUUCAUGAUGAAUCUAUUUCGAAUAAUAUGACACAAAGAUGGACAGUAAAUGCUCUUCAAUGGAAAAUUGAUGAAGAACAAAAUUUUAUUAAAAAUGAAGAAGAAAAUAAAGAAAAAAAACAAGAUAUUAUUGAAAAUAUUAUACCAAGUGUUAAAUUCGAUGAAUCAAAAGCUCCUUAUCAAUAUAUUAGAGGUGAUUAUCGUUUUAAUUUAUCUGAUUUUCAAAUAGGAGAUACAUAUGUCAUGAUUAGUCAUUGUCAUGAUGAUAAAGAAAUAUGUCAUCAAAUUUUUGAUAAUUUAAAAGCAUUAAAACCAUAUCAACUAUGGAUGAAUAAACAUUAUUUACACAGUGCCGAUCCAGAAGUUGUUGCUACAGCAAUAGAGAAAGCAGAUAUUGUUAUUAUGUGUUUUUCAAACAAGUAUCGAGAAUCAUCAGUAUGUCGAUUGGAAGGUGAAUAUGCACAAAAACGUAAACGACCAAUUAUUCCAGUUAGAGUAGAAGCUGGAUAUCAGCCUACAGGAUGGUUGAAGAUUAUUAUUGGUCAGAGAAAAUGUAUUGAUUUCUUAGACUUGAAUUUUAAUUUUGCCUGUCAAGUAUUGAUAAAAGAAAUUGAUUACAUCAAAUCAAAGAUCGAUUAA
This is a messenger RNA of Rotaria sp. Silwood1, 2199 nucleotides long. NCBI's taxonomy places the organism in Eukaryota, Metazoa, Rotifera, Eurotatoria, Philodinida, Philodinidae. The record is from the annotation of a GenBank genome assembly.